AUGCUUGAAGUCAUCGCAGACGUACCGUACGGCGACGCGGCAAUCAAAGACGUUAACGAGCUGAUUAAGCCUAGCUUGAGCGCGGUCAGUACCUCAGUAGAUGGCAGCGAGCGGCUCUUGGAGAAUGAGCUACUGCGCCAUCUGUUCGACUUGAUUGGCGCGAGUGGUAUCACUGAAGAUGGGUGGCUCUUUUGCUCUCGCGUUGUGGAUUCUUCCUACCGUCAGCGCGAGGCCCAAACGGACAGUGAAACCGAGAUGGACAGCGAGGCCAGCGGCGCAUCAGCCUCAGCGCAGCGAGGCCCCGUCCAACUGCACGACCUCCAGAAUAACGGGCAGGAUGAAUGCUGGGUCGUCAGCCAGGUGCUAUACGACCGCGGCUAUCCCUUCACCAGGCCGCCUGGCGAUCCGACGCGCACUGUACCUGUGCAAGCCGUCACAUCAAGUUGCAGCAGCCAAGACACGGUGUUUAGCAACAUUCCUCUAACGCCACCUAGCACGCCCGUCCUGAAGUCUGUUCAAGUUUACCACAAGCAGGCAUGCAUGUCUGAUGACUCUCUGGCCAUGAGACUCGAGGAAGCCUCUUCGCUACUACAAGUAUACACUAGCCAUGCAGCACACCAGUCAUCCAGUCCGGUCAACUCACAUUCGUCUACGCUAGAGUCACCAUCACGUAUGUCUGCAGGUAUGUUGCUCAAAUCAGAGCGGAGCUCCAGCCACUCUUCUAUCGUUAACGUGGCCAAGCAAGUCGACGGGUACGCUGAUGCUCACCCUGGCUCGGCAGUUACUUUUUGCACACUGACCGGAGCCGUAAAGGACGGUGAUGAAGAGCACAAUGCCUACCAUCAGCACGGGGAUCAAAGAUUGUUAGAGGUUGAGGGCUAG
Ascochyta rabiei is the source of this 882-nucleotide messenger RNA. RefSeq lists its product as uncharacterized. The transcript is spliced from 2 exons. Lineage: Eukaryota; Fungi; Ascomycota; Dothideomycetes; Pleosporales; Didymellaceae. Bases 1 to 882 code for a protein of 293 amino acids. The record is from RefSeq and is a predicted model, not a curated record.